Molecule: messenger RNA, 630 nt
Organism: Myotis davidii
Lineage: Eukaryota; Metazoa; Chordata; Mammalia; Chiroptera; Vespertilionidae
Exons: 5
Coding region: 25-630 (201 amino acids)
Source: RefSeq, a predicted model, not a curated record
GAGAGUGGCAGGGGUUCAGUACUUAUGCCACCAGAAAUGAACGCAGUGCAUCUGCCUAAAAGAACAGUAAAUACUAUUGUUGAUUUCACGAGGGUGGUGAUUCCCAGGCUUUCUGGAAAUGUGCCUCAUUUUCUGGCACACUUACCACUGAAGGUGAAUUCUCCUUUUAACAAGAAGAAAAUUCUGGUGGAGAGCUACCCAACAAGGAAAGGACGUGUGGCUGUUUCAGUAGUAACAUUUAACAAAACCAUGGCCAUGGAGGAAAUUAAACUCACACAGAAUGUCCAUAAUGAGGCUCUGAGAGCUGAUGUUUCAGACAAGAAGAAGGGAGGCAAAUUCCAGCCUUUUAAGAAGUUGUUUGGCAAAAGGAAAAAGAAAGACACUUCAAUUUCCCGGGAGGCGGAGGCAGGAAGGAAGAGCCACUCUCCCCAGAGCGUCAGCAAUGACCUUAAUGCGCCCAAAGCCUGCAGUAGUGGCCAGAAGGCUGUGUCGGAAACAGAAAACACAGCUACUGGUACCUUCAACAGUCGUGCCCUACGCUACCUGCUGAAUCUGAAAGCCUGGAGAACUGUCCAAGUGCCCAAGUUCCUUAAUGAAGCAACCCAGCAGCAGCGUCAAGAUCCAGUCUGA